AAUAGUUGCCCAUUGUUUGCGCACCAACGGUAGAUCGGUAUUUCUCAUCCUGAAUAUAACUGUUUCAGCCUUCCGGUUCGACUUUGAAGACAGAAAACGUGUGCACUUAACUAAAAGGACAUUUUCAACAGGUUGAUUUUCUACUUCCAAUGCUCUAACCGCACCGUGUAGGCUACUUCAGUCCCCCCGCGGAUAUACAGGAGGAGCAAGCAUGCCUUUGGGACUCCGAAAAAAGAAAAACAAGUCGAGGGAAAGCUCGAAUUUGGUGGAAAACGAGGAUGUCAGCGGACACGCAAGUGGAGGUGUCGCCGCGAAGUCCGCGGUGAACGGUGGCGGACUCCCACCUCCACCUGCCAACCUGCGACCGAAGCUGGUGUUUCACACGCAGCUCGCCCACGGGAGUCCGACGGGCAGGAUCGAGGGUUUCACGAACGUCAAAGAGCUGUACAACAAAAUAGCAGAAGUGUUUAAUUUAAGCACAGAUGAGAUCCUAUUUUGCACACUCAACACCCACAAAAUUGAUAUGGAAAAACUACUGGGAGGGCAGAUUGGACUGGAAGACUUCAUCUUCGCUCACAUUAAAGGGCUCAAAAAGGAGGUGGAGGUGUACAAGGCAGAGGAUGCGCUUGGGCUCACCAUCACAGACAAUGGAGCUGGAUAUGCCUUCAUAAAGCGGAUUAAAGAGGGAAGUGUAGUGGAUGGGGUGAAGGUGAUCUGUAUAGGAGAUCAUGUCGAAUGCAUUAAUGGAAAGAACAUUGUGGGGAUGCGGCAUUAUGAGGUGGCACGAAUGCUGAAAGAGCUGCCCAGAGAUCAGUCCUUCACCCUCAAACUGGUGGAGCCCAUGAAAGCCUUCGAGAUGCUUGAACCAAGGUCAAGGGGAGGAGGCGGAGCCAAAUCCUCAGGAGAGAACAAGAUAGGUUCAGGCAGAGAAACCCUCCGAUUGCGCUCCAAGGGUCCCGCCACAGUCGAGGAGAUGCCCUCAGAGUUUGAAGAGAAGGCAGUAAAGAAAGUCGAUGACCUUCUUGAAAGUUACAUGGGCAUUCGAGACACUGAACUGGCUGCAACAAUGGUCGAGGUAGGCAGAGACAAGAAGAACCCUGAUGAAUUUGCCAUGUCUCUGGACCAGGCCCUGGGUGACUUUGCCUUCCCUGAUGAGUUUGUGUUUGAUGUCUGGGGGGCCAUUGGCGAUGCCAAACAAGGACGGUUUUAAAAUGCAGCUACACACACAAACACACCCAACUACACAUUUGAAGAGCUUAUAUCAAGAGGGUACGGUUCGGAUAUGUGUAGUUAAUAGCUAGCAUACUGAACAUCUCAAUUUUGUGAUCAACAAAGUUUUUACAAUUAAAUAAAAAGUAAUAAAUAGCACCGCUGUAUUUUUCUUGACAAGACAUUUUGCAGCCUGUCAAAGAGCGUCAGUGGCAUUUAGGCACAAGGUUUAGCCUAUCAGGACACGAAUUUAGAGAAUUGUUUUGUGUGGGUAGCCUGUAUAUCAUAUUUAACACCAAGCCAAGGGAACGGGUGAUGUUUCAAACACUCCUUUGCGUAUAGAAAAUUUUGUAUAGAAUUUUGAUAUACAUGAAUAGUCUUUUUGAAUAUAUUGUAAUCUUUUAAUUUAUUUUGCUUAUUAAAAUUGGCAGAGACCAUCUUAAAUAGCUGUUUAUCAUCAUACUAUUUUGUAGUCAUUAACAGUUUAGAAGUGUGCAUUUUACAUAAGUAGUGCCAACCAGACAGUUAAAUUCAGCUACAUUGCAAAUUAACUGAUAGCACAUUGAUUUUAAUGUCAUGAGCUUAUUGUACUAUACAUUCCAUAAGGGAUCACUUUUUAUGAUAGAUUGUAUGUUUUUGUGUGCCUUCACUGUUGUGUGUACAACUUAAUUUUGUUUGAAAAAUUGAUGUUGUGCUCAAAUUACAGGUUUUAACCUCUGCCUGUUGUUCACAUUUAUUAAAGGAGAAAAAGAUGCAAGAAAGUAGUUUGUGAUC
Molecule: messenger RNA, 1983 nt
Organism: Triplophysa rosa
Lineage: Eukaryota; Metazoa; Chordata; Actinopteri; Cypriniformes; Nemacheilidae
Gene: gipc2
Product: GIPC PDZ domain containing family, member 2
Exons: 6
Coding region: 212-1210 (332 amino acids)
Molecular function (GO): protein binding
Source: RefSeq, a predicted model, not a curated record